This is a messenger RNA of Rhinolophus ferrumequinum (greater horseshoe bat), 6292 nucleotides long. RefSeq names its product phosphatidylinositol transfer protein cytoplasmic 1 (gene PITPNC1). Gene Ontology annotation, cellular component: cytoplasm. Gene Ontology annotation, molecular function: phosphatidylinositol binding; phosphatidylinositol transfer activity. The transcript has 9 exons. Gene Ontology annotation, biological process: phospholipid transport. The record is from RefSeq and is a predicted model, not a curated record. NCBI's taxonomy places the organism in Eukaryota, Metazoa, Chordata, Mammalia, Chiroptera, Rhinolophidae. The coding region runs from base 1391 to 2389 and encodes 332 amino acids.
AGGUAAAAGGCUGUGUCCCGUUCACCUUCCCUGUGCUGUGUUUGUACUUCAUUUUCAUUCCCACUAUUGUACUCCCCCGUUUUCCAGGAUUCCUUUCCUGAAACCUGUUAGGAAACCGGGCAAGGGUUUGUUCUCAUGCUCUCAAAUCCCAUCGCCUCUCCAGCGCUGGCCUUGCUGACUGGACCAAAGUAAAAACAUUUGUGGUGGGUACUUUGUAAAGACCUUUGCCAGAGGUCAAGGAGCACUGAUAUUUCUUGUUACCAAAAGCUUUCCAGAGUGGCUGGACGGAGCACUGUAGCACUCAGGCUACACCGGAGAGCAAAUGUAAGGAGCCUCUCCUCCCCAGCGCCGGCCGGGCUGGGCUCCGGGGCAGCCCGGCCGUCUGGCAGCAGCCCGGGAGAGACAUGCUGUUUUGUUUAAAUCCUCCACAUUCUUUGCCAUUUCCCCAUUGGCCGGAUGGGGCUACCCUCCCCGCGGCGGCCGCUGCUGAUGUCAGCCUCGCUCGCGCUGGCUCCUCCCGCACUCACCUCCCCGGCCCGAGCCACACUGCAGCUCCGCGCGGACUCUCCGGCCCCGGCGAGGUGGCUGCAAACUCGCAGGCACGCUCGGCGCUCGGAGAGCUGAGGGACUCGGAGGAGGGGACGCGCGCGGAAGGCGCCGGCUAGCUCGCUCACCCGCCCCUCGCAGCGCGAGCGGAGGUUGGAGGAACCCUCGGCCCCAGCCGGGCAGAGCCGGCGGCUUCCCCUUUCCCCCCAGUGAGCUCCGGGGAGCUUGGAGGACCGGCCCUAAAAAGAGCAGGAAAUCUUGUUUACCGCCCGGGGAGAGGAGCCGGUCGAGCCUUUGUUUGGAAAGUCAGCAUCUACGGCUCCGGCUGCAGUGUGUUCCUGGUGAAUUAGCCUUGGGCAGACGGGCCGGAGAAGGGGGGUCGCCAGGUUCAUGUCUGGUUUCAGAGGCGGAUCGAGCGGGUGACUUUCGUGCAUUCGUUUUAAUUUUUUGGGAAAUCUCUUUUUUCUUCCCUCGCCCGCCACCGGGCAUGUCCUGAUCUGACGGCCGCUCCUCCCGCCCUGGGCUGCAGAUCAGAGCGGUUUCUAGCGGGGCUUCCUCCCUCGGUCCCUGACUUUGAAACGCCGCGUUCCUGGAGGACCGACCUCGGCGAGGAAGGAGCGGGGGGAGUCGCGAACACCCGGACCCAAACCUUGACAUGCUCUCGGGCGGAGAGGAGGAAGCCAGAAGCUGAGCGCACAGCCGGGGCUGCUUCGCGGGCAGGCUCCGAGUGAGGGGCUCCGGGCGUUUUGCUCUGCGCCUGGGCGGCAGCCUUGUUGUUCUGGGGGGCUCUCCCCCAGCCCCCCCCCCCCGCUUCCCGCUCCGGGGGUCCGCGGCCGGCAGGACCAUGCUACUGAAGGAGUAUCGGAUCUGCAUGCCGCUCACCGUGGACGAGUACAAAAUCGGACAGCUAUACAUGAUCAGCAAGCACAGCCACGAACAGAGCGACCGAGGGGAAGGGGUAGAGGUUGUCCAGAAUGAGCCCUUUGAAGACCCUCACCAUGGCAACGGGCAGUUCACCGAGAAGCGCGUGUAUCUCAACAGCAAACUGCCUAGUUGGGCUAGAGCUGUUGUUCCCAAAAUAUUUUAUGUUACUGAGAAGGCUUGGAACUAUUAUCCCUACACGAUUACAGAAUACACAUGUUCCUUUCUGCCGAAAUUCUCCAUUCACAUAGAAACCAAGUAUGAGGACAACAAAGGAAGCAACAACAGCAUUUUUGACAGUGAAGCCAAAGACCUCGAGAGAGAAGUUUGCUUUAUUGAUAUUGCCUGCGAUGAACUUCCAGAACGUUACUACAAAGAAUCUGAGGAUCCUAAACACUUCAAGUCAGAGAAGACAGGACGGGGACAGUUAAGGGAAGGCUGGAGAGAUAGUCACCAGCCCAUCAUGUGUUCCUACAAGCUGGUGACCGUGAAGUUCGAGGUCUGGGGGCUUCAGACCAGAGUGGAACAAUUUGUACACAAGGUGGUCCGAGAUAUUCUGCUGAUUGGACAUAGACAGGCUUUUGCAUGGGUCGACGAGUGGUAUGACAUGACAAUGGAUGAAGUCCGAGAAUUCGAACGAGCCACUCAGGAAGCCACCAACAAGAAAAUUGGCGUUUUCCCACCUGCAAUUUCUAUCUCGAGCAUUCCCCUGCUGCCUUCUUCAGUGCGUAGUGCGCCUUCUAGCGCCCCGUCCACACCUCUCUACACAGACGCCCCAGAAUUUCUGUCGGUUCCCAAAGAUCGGCCCCGGAAAAAAUCGGCCCCAGAAACUCUCACGCUUCCAGACCCUGAGAAAAGAGCUACCCUGAAUUUACCUGGCGUCCACUCUUCAAAUAAGCCAUGUCGGCCCAAAUCAGAGUAACUUCCUAUGAAUAUUUCAUGGGGUUUUAUAUUUUCGUUUUGGGGGUUUGGUUGCUUUUUUUUUUUAGAAUCUUCUAAUAUAGAAAAAGACUGCUUUGUCACUCAAACAUGUUCCUUCGAUCUCUGAGUGUGCAUGUGGUUAAGUAAUUUCACAUAUAAUAUGAUUCCCUAGGUAUGCCACACAGUGUCAUAUUAAAUGUUAAGACGUAAGACGCAAAGGACAGAAGGAAUCAAUCUUCUGUAGCCACAGCUGGAAGCCAGGGAGGUAGCCUUGUUACUGGGCAUUUGAUGAGGUUGGUAUGGACGUCAAGGGUAAACGAGUGCAAACUUUGCACCAGUGUGUUACAAUGUGUGGUAAAAUAGUGAAGUCAGUUUCCUUCCAUGAAACCUGAAAUUCUCAAAAAUACUCUCAGGCGUAACAUCCCUAAUUGUUAAAUUUUGAACUGCUCACCACCGAUACUUGAAUACCAAUACUUACUAAGAUUCCUGUUUUGGAUAGUCUGACUCAGGAUUUGGGGCCUAAUUAACACUUUAAAUUUUUUGAAAAUUUUAAUUAUCAACCUAAAGAGGCUCCAAGUGCAAUUAAUGAUAACAUAUUUAUACCUUUCACAGAAUUUAAUAAAGACUCCACUUGUUUCUGUCUUUUAAUAACUUUCCCCUUGAUGCCCUCAUGGCCUCAGAAAUCUUAAGAAUUGCAUGGAUGAAUGUGACCUUAACUGACUGAUUUUGGAAGAGUUGGGUUAGGAACCAAGAGGCCGAGGUGAGGCAAAUAUCUUUUUUCUCUACAGGUACCGACAAACCUUAACUUUUCAGCUUCCAUCAUCCAUUAAAAUUCUCAGAAUUUGCAAUUAAUUGAGUAGAAUUCAUUGACUAUUUGCCCAUUUAAAGAAGUUCAAGGAUGUAGAGUAAGCUCACUGGACUUGAACACUGUCAGAAUGUCUGGUUUGGAAACUCUGAAAAUGAAAAUGGUCUCCCAUCCCCCUCCGGGUUUUAUUUUUAAUAACAUCCAGACUUCUUGGAACAGAGUGCCCUUCACUGGACCUUAGAAAAGACUGUCAUUCUCUUGCUCCUUCCUUGAAAUCCAAAUAUUGGGAAUGUCACAGAAGUCGAGGAAAUACUGUCAAGGAGGAGGAGAGAAUGAAUAGAAUUUGUAAAGAGGAGGAGUGAUAAAAGAUGCCCCUCUAACUUUCUUUUCUUCGAGUAGUGGUAAUGCAAGAUUAGAAUCAAGGUUGACAGGAGACAAGAUCAUUCAUCCAAGUGACAGAAAGAGAAAAAUCUGCCACCUUCGCACCUCACUGCCUUUAAACGCAGAAGGAAGGGCAAGCAGAAUCUAGCAUUUGCUUUUGUCCUCCAAGAGAGGAAGAGAACAAGGGAAUUGGGCAACUCGAAGCCCCCAGCUAGCCUUCCUGACCUUAACCUCCAACCUCAGGAAAGGGACCUUCCCCAAACAGAUUCCAAAGCAAACAAGGUAGACCAAGGAGGUAUUCUCCUCUCUCAGCCUCUCAGCCAGUGGACCCUGCCUGCUUCUCUCUCAGUGCUCAGCACUGUGCAUAGUGUCUUUCAAGUUGACAAAUUCUUCCAAGGUGCAGGCCCCCACCCCGUGAGCCCAGCACCAAGUGGAAAUCAUACAUCAAACUGUCAAGAUCAUUUCUUUAUCUACAGGUUGGCAUUUAGCUCAAAAAAUAAACCCAGAACUCAAGGAUACCCAGUUGCCAAUAGCUUAAAACAACUGUGCAUCUCUUCCCUAAGAAUGAUAGCCUUGUCAUAAGACAUCUUUGCAUGGUAUGGUGCAUGAUUUUUGCUUGUGGGAAAACUUAACUUUUAUUAAACCCCUUGGACUUCUCAACGCUCCCCCUCUCCACACGGUAGUACUUACUCAAUGAGAAUGUUUGGCUUUAGAAAGCAAAAUUCUAUUUUCAGAAGACAGUGAUAGUGUGUGUAUUUGCUUACCAUUGAUUUGCAAGCUGAAAUCCGGAUGGGGUGGGAUCAUUAUUUGCGCACAGAACGGAUUUAUUUUGUGCAGGUUGUUAACACAUCUGACACCUCGUUUUUCCAUUCAUACCACUGCUGUUUUCCCUUUUUGUAAAGUAGCUUCCGCUAUCAAGGUCAACAAUUCUGUAUGCUUUGGAAAGCUAAUUUUUGAUUUCCUUCUGUGAGUUUUCUUUCUCUCUUAGCCAGCACAAUACCACAGACAUCAAUUACAAACUGCUGGUGAUAGUGUGAUUUUUAGCCAUCAAAUGUGUGUUCUUAAAAUAUGUUCAGUUUUCUGUCUCCCUGUGGUUUGUAUGCAUUUAAUAAAUGGGGGAGGGUGCUUAGCUACUUUGCUUACUUAAUCCAGUCGUCACAAGCGUAAAUAACUUCAAUAUUUUAUCAAUCUUGAUUUUCAAGUGUCAUUUUACAUUCUCCAUACAUGAAUUUGUUAUUGUGGGGUACAAGCCUGCAAUGAAUGUGUAUAUAAAACGUGAGUAAUUCCUAUAAGGAUGGACAUUAAAUGGCUGCAUGAUGGAAACUUAGAAGAAAAAAAAACACACAGAAACUUGAAUUCAUUACGCAUGUUUGGGGGAAAAUAGAAUCUUUAACUCAGUGACUCCGUCUGCAAUGUGGAAACCUUCAACUUCAUUCACCAAAAUUGUAUUAUACCUGUAUAGAUAUACCUAUAUAUAUAAAUAUAGUAUGGUGAAUCAGACAAACCACCGGUUAAUCUGGUAGCCAAAUUAAAUAACCCAUAGAAGAACACAUACUUGCACACCAUCUUCAUCUCUGAUGGUAGUGAAGACCAUCAAAAUGGCUGUCAAUUUUCUUACUUUGGGUGAAUUUCUGAUGCAAAAUGCCCAUGUGCUUUUCGUUGACUGUCAUACAGCCUUGCCGCUUUGACUGUGCUUUCCCAGGAUAAGAAAGUCUCGGUGUUUUUACCCCAUAAACUUUGUCAGAAGUUAGCUCUGAAGACCAUUUCAGUUUUCUACUUUUGGGCUGUCACAAAGCAAAGGAAAAGCUUGAAAACAGGAGGCCGUGACAUUUUUCAGUGACCACCGUUAUAACUGACACAAUAGGCAUUCGUUGGUGAGUUAAUUUAUAAACCCUUCUCAUGGUUUUGCAUCUGUGUAGGUGGGAAAUGGUUUUCAUUUAUCUGCAGGUAUUUAGUAACCAUGUACUUGGUUGUGAAAAUAACUCUCUAAGGAGCGCAGUUGUGGGAAUGGAAGGCAGACACUUAAAAAACACAACACCCCCAAAAGUAAUUAUGUGGUUUUUCUUUCGAGACGCUAAUAAAGUUAGUGACCUAAGAGAAUAGAUUCUGACAUUUCUCAAGAAAUCAUUUCAAGGCUGAUAUAUUUAUGUGUAUUUUUAAAUUCUCCUUUCCUUAGCAUCUCCUCGUGGCUCAGAGACAGCAAGGUCAGUGGUUUAGGUCAAUAGGAAUUUUACUCUUCAGAAAGGGCAGAGUACAAUUUACAUAUAAUGUACUCAGCUAAUCCAAUAGACAAGAAUUCUCUAAACAGUUUUAGUCCCUUUCUGAUGGAUCAUCUGACUCAGUAGGCUAGUGGACCGUCUGCCAUCUGAGCCGUAAUUACUGAAAUUAAAAAAAAAAAUGUCUGUCCAGUGACUAACUGGUCACGGAUAGACUCUUUAAAAGUACGCAUUCUUGCUGAAACUGAACUGCUACACAAUAGCACAGCGUUGGCCUGGGGAGGCCGCACAUACCAGGUUCUUCUGUGUUCUACCUUCCAAACAAUCGGUUUGCAUUUGAAAUGCAAGUGCUUCAGCUUUGCAGGAGUUUAGUGCAAUAAGAAAAUGUGAAUAUGUUGAGAACUUCCCAGAUGCGUUAUUAAUUGUAAUUUUGUUGUUAACAAAUGCUUUACGAUAAGCCUCUUGGUGUUUUUUGGGUUUUUUUAAUCGAAAGAAUGUCUGU